AUGUCGACACCCACGCCUAACAAGCUGUCACAGGGCCGUACGCCCUCGCAGCUGACGGGGGCUACGCCGCCUGUCUCGACGCCCUUCUCGUCAUCCAACGCCGCGCACGCCGCAUUCUCGCCUAGGGGUCCUAGAUCGUCGCCGCAGCAGGUUAAGAAGUCGCCAGCCACGAGCAUGCUCGGCCAGCUGCCCAGCGGGGCCUUUGCGUUUGACAGCCCCUCCACCGCGGCAGCGCUGGGUCUGGCAGGUCCCGACGUCGACGAUUUGAGGGACGUGAGGCCCAUAACCCGUGACGAUGACCGUUUGAAGAGGUUGGAUGCCAUUCUAGAAAUCCUCAAUGUGUGUAUCYCCCCCCCCCCCUCCCCCCCCCUUCUUUUGACCCCUCCCCUCACCACCGCCUUGCAAUGGGAUAGGGCAUGGACUGACAAAAGUACACAGCAAAAGAAAGGGCUGGUGAGCGAAGCCGGACUCGAACGAUUGGCACAGCGCAACGGAUUCGACUGCCUCCCAGAGGACUAUACCGCUCCGGACGGGCGUAAGAUGCGCGCGCUCAUCAUAGCCGGCUCGAGCACUCAGAUCGAGAUUGUCUUGGACAACAACAUUGUGCGCAACGUGACGCUCGCCUUCCCCGAAUCGUCGGACCCGACGUCGCGCCACAUGGACCCGGCGAGCAAGAUGCUGCUGCGCGACCUGCGCCUACCGGCCAGCCAGAGUCCGCUGACCAAAUCUCUCGACGAGUUCGCCGCCAACCUGGGCCGGCUGGCGUCACUUGACCGUCUGAGCAUCAUGCCCGACUUUGACUGCCGCGCCGCCCUCGUGGGCCUGUACACCAGCCUCGACAGGCUGUACCGCUGGGACCUGGACCGCCUGCGUGCCGAGGGCGUCGAGUCGGAGAGGAUGGCCUCCCUGCUGGCCAUGUGCACGCGUCACGGACGACCGGCCAUGCACCCGCGCAACCAGGUCGGCUUGGCCCUGCAGUACUGGAAGGAGAAGAGGCUCAUCCCGCCCGCCAGCGAGGCUACCGCUCGCCUGGCCGACGACCGAGAGCGCAUCUGGUCCCUGGCUGUCGGGUGCGCCCCCAUGGAUAAUAGCCUGCAGACGUCCCCGGCCCGCAUAUCUGACGACUGGAUCUCCAAGGACGUGACCACCAAGCAGCCCGACAACGACAACGACGGCCAUGACAAGUCGCUGUCGCUGCCGCCCCAGCUCGACUGGCAGGAGCCCGACUACGUGAGGCUGCCGGCCGCCGCCGACGCAACCAAGGAUACAGCCAUCGAGAUGAUCCAGCCGGACCUGUCGACGGCCCGGGUGCCUCCCGUCAUCUUCACUGCCACGUUCGAUCCGCCCGUCGUCCUCCCCCAGAGCGACUGGAUGCGCCUGUACGCCUCGGCGGGCAUGGAAACGCCCGCUCCGCCACCACGUCCUCCGACCUUUGACCAGCUGCACUUCCCCAUACCGUCAGGCACAUACUCCGACCCCAGCGAGCGUAGGACCAUUAUUCGCCGGCGCACCGUCGCCGUACCUGACCGUGGCAACAGGUCGGCCGUCACCACCAGGACACACCGCAACUCGCUGUUCAUCUAUAAGCAGAUAUACUCGAUGCAACUGUCCGAAAUGACCUUUUCCCACCCUAGGCAGCUGGUCCACAUGCUUCCUUGCCUACGACAGUGGGCAUUCACAUCGACUUUACUGAGCAAUAGCUUUGGAGGAUCUGAUUCUCAAGGUAUCAAGGAUAAUGGAGAUGUAGCGGCGGUGACGGCAGCAGCAGCAUCGGGAAUAUCUGGCGGGUCGUCAUCCGACAAUAAUACCAACAACAACAACAAGACUAAGAGUACAUCUACCACACGUCCCAAUGUUGUUGCUCUGGCUGCCAAGGACCGUCUAGCCGAAUUUAUGCAGUCCAGCAUGACGAUAUCAUCACAAGGCAAGGACGGCGGCAGCAGCAGCAGCAAUGAGAGUAAAAGGCAGGAGAAGUGGAAGAAGGGAGAAGAUGGUGAUGAUGGGCAAGCCACCGAUCUGAGCCUAGACGUCACCCUCUGGGUUCACCCUACCCCUCACUUCCAGGUCAUAUUCCCCUUUGGCGGCUCCAAGGCCGAUAUCAUGCUUCAGAUUCUGGAGAACGGCGUCGUCGAGGUUGUCCACGAGAACGUCCUGUCUCUCUUGUCAGAGGAGAGGAGGAAGACUAGCGGGGUCACGAGGGAGACGCUGGCCAAAGUGCUGGAACACAUGGAGGAUUUGUGUAAGUGGGCGGAAUGGAUUCGGUCGAGGCUUUCCUACACGUAG
Messenger RNA from Geosmithia morbida, 2283 nucleotides. RefSeq names its product Mediator of RNA polymerase II transcription subunit 1. The coding region runs from base 1 to 2283 and encodes 760 amino acids. The record is from RefSeq and is a predicted model, not a curated record. Gene Ontology annotation, cellular component: mediator complex. Gene Ontology annotation, biological process: regulation of transcription by RNA polymerase II. The transcript has a single exon. Gene Ontology annotation, molecular function: transcription coregulator activity. Lineage: Eukaryota; Fungi; Ascomycota; Sordariomycetes; Hypocreales; Bionectriaceae.